Messenger RNA from Marasmius oreades (fairy-ring Marasmius), 366 nucleotides. RefSeq lists its product as uncharacterized. The record is from RefSeq and is a predicted model, not a curated record. Gene Ontology annotation, molecular function: DNA binding. Gene Ontology annotation, cellular component: nucleus. The coding region runs from base 1 to 366 and encodes 121 amino acids. The transcript is spliced from 4 exons. Lineage: Eukaryota; Fungi; Basidiomycota; Agaricomycetes; Agaricales; Marasmiaceae.
AUGCAGGCGAGACGGUCGGGAGCCAUCAUAGCUACUGAUAAGAAAAUAGCAGGAGGCAAUAACAAAGCUCAUCAGAGUACAGACCACCAGCGAAUAGCCAAGAUUGACCGAGAGAACGAAGUCGCACCCCCUUCCAAAGUCGCGCCUUCUGUCGGCCGUGCCAUCCAAACAGCUCGCAUGGAACUGAAGUUGGCUCAAAAAGACCUUGCUCAGAAGGUUAACGAAAAGCCCUCCGUUAUCCAAGACUACGAGUCGGGAAAGGCUAUCCCCAAUCCUCAAAUUCUCGGUAAACUUGAGCGAGCACUCGGUGUUAAACUUAGAGGUUCCAACAUUGGGGAAAAGCUGGGGGGUCCGAAGAAAUCGUAA